Messenger RNA from Pogoniulus pusillus (Red-fronted tinkerbird), 1300 nucleotides. RefSeq names its product ras-related protein Rab-18-B-like. The record is from RefSeq and is a predicted model, not a curated record. The transcript is spliced from 7 exons. Bases 218 to 835 code for a protein of 205 amino acids. Gene Ontology annotation, biological process: vesicle-mediated transport. Lineage: Eukaryota; Metazoa; Chordata; Aves; Piciformes; Lybiidae. Gene Ontology annotation, molecular function: GTP binding; GTPase activity.
CCCCUUGGCACAGCAGCAGCUCGGGCCCGCUCCCGCCCCGCCCCGCCUGGCACCGGCCGCCGCCUGCUGGGCGGAGCGGCGUCAGCUGGUCCUGGCGGCGGCAGCCGGCGGCGUUGGGGUGGCCGUGACGCGGGGAGCUUGCGGUUAUUUUGGCUUGCUCCGGUCCGGCUGCCUCCGCCGCGCUCCGCGGCCGCGGGCGGCUCCUGCCGCGCCGGGGAUGGACGCAGCAAGCCUCACCCUGAAGCUGCUCUUAGUCGGGGACAGCGCCGUGGGGAAGUCCAGCCUCCUGCUGAGGUUCACUGACGGUGCGUUUGAGCCGUGCCUGAAACCCAGCAUCGGUGUUGACUUCAAAGUGAAGAAGAUGGUGGUGGACGGGCAUGCAGUGCAGCUUGCAAUAUGGGACACAGCUGGCCAGGAGCGCUUUAGAACACUGACUCCCAGUUAUUACCGAGGAGCACAGGGAGUUGUUUUAGUGUAUGAUGUUACAAGAAAAGACACUUUCACAGGACUAGAGAGCUGGCUGAACGAGCUGGAAAUGUAUACCACCAAAGGCAACACUGUGAAGAUGUUAGUUGGCAAUAAAACUGAUAAGCCUGAUCGUGAGGUAGAGAGAAGAGAAGGACUCCAGUUUGCUAGGAAGCAUUCACUGCUUUUCAUAGAGACCAGUGCCAAGGCACAGGAUGGAGUGCAGCAAGCUUUUGAGGAGCUAGUGCUGAAGAUCCUGCAGACACCAGGUGUUUGGGAGAAGAGUGCAGCGAAGCGAGGGGUCCAACUAAAGGAGUCUUCAGCGCAGCAGGGUGAAAGCUCAUGUGUGCCAUUCUGUCCACUUUCUUAAUCCUAGAGGUGGCUGUUCUGAAUGAACUUCUACAAGAGAGUGGGUUUGCAAGGAGCCAGUGUGUGCCUUGGGGGGGUGUUAGUGUUGCUUGCCCUUACUUAAUCACAGCAGCUAAUCUGUUGCUACUUUCUUUCCUUCUACAUCUUGAGCAAAGAGGUCACUUUACCUAUGUGGUAGUGCCUGUUGUGAAUGCUGUGAAAGAAUAAUGGUGGUAGGCAAAAGUUUGACUUAAGUCUGACUUAAGGUGGUUCUUUUUUAAGGGAAAGUAUAUGGCUGUGAGGUCUGAUAAAGGUACAGCCCUUAACGUGCUGUUGUGGCAAUGCUGACCAAAGCCAACGUUUGAUUACAGUAUUCACUGCAAGGUUGUGGAAGGCACUUGUGUGAGCAUGAAUUUAUGUGACUUGGGCAUUUCCAACUCUCUAUGUACAUGUGCCUUACAAAUACAUCAUUUUAUUAGCCACAAAA